CACACGCACUCAGAGAAGGAGAUACCUGUUGUGCUCCUGUUCUAAUGAGAAGCUGCACGAAGGUUUUAAACGAUGCAGGAAGCUACUGUGAUGGCGGAACACAACUGCUCCAAGGGAUCAUACGUAACAUUAAUGUGCCCUUCGACUUCCUGUGAGGCCGUGUGUCAGAUCAUCCACGUGAAGGAUCUCACAAGCUCUUCCCUGAAUGCAACUCUGGCAUUGGAUCAAGCAGGGAAUUCACUUGACUUUUAUAUUGGUCUGUCCUUGGCUAUUUUCUCCAGCUGCCUCAUCGGUAUCAGUGUCAUUCUAAAGAAGAAAGGACUGCUCCGAUUGGCUGAAGUGGGCGGCACCAGGGCAGGAGAUGGUGGCCAUGGUUACCUGAAGGAUUGGCUGUGGUGGGCUGGCCUUCUAACAAUGGGCAUUGGAGAAGCGAUGAACUUUGCUGCAUAUGCUUUUGCUCCGGCAACAGUUGUCACUCCACUCGGAGCACUCAGUGUCCUGGUCAGUGCUGUGUUGUCAUCCUACCUCCUGCAAGAGAGACUGAACCUGUUGGGGAAGAUGGGAUGCGUGCUGUGCAUUCUAGGGUCAACCAUCAUGGUGAUUCAUGCACCUCAAGAGGAGGAGGUGAAAACACUGGAAGAAAUGGCACUGAAACUUAAGGAACCAGGGUUCCUGGUGUUUGCUUGCCUCUUACUGGUCACAGUGCUCUUCCUUAUCUUCUACACGGCACCGAGACAUGGGCACACCAACAUCCUUGUCUACAUUAGCAUCUGCUCCCUCAUUGGGGCAUUCUCUGUUUCCUCCGUGAAAGGAAUCGACAUUUCCAUCCGAGCGUACUUUGCUGAUCUCCCCGUGUACAAACAUCCAUUAACCUGGAUUCUCAUCUUCUCGCUACUAGCCUCCAUCAUCACCCAGGUCAACUACUUGAAUAAAUCUCUUGACAUUUUCAACACCUCAGUGGUCUACCCCAUUUACUAUGUGUUCUUCACUACGGUGGUUAUCACCACAUCGGUCAUCCUAUUUAAAGAGUGGUACAGCAUGUCUCCUAUCGACAUUGUGGGUACUGUUACUGGCUUUGGAACCAUCAUCCUUGGUGUGUUUAUGCUUCAUGUCUUUAAAGACCUGAACUUCAGCCUGAAGAACUUGCCAAAGACACUCAAGGCACAAGAGGGAGUCUGUGUCACUCCUAUGCUUAAAUUAGAUGACAAGCACAUUCUCAUAGAAAGCACGGACAACGCAGUGUUCACCGAAGAGAAACCCAGGGUCUUUGUAAUUUACGGAUGAAGAUUUUGGUUUCAUGGACAAUUUAAAGAAAAACCGUGCUACUAUGAAAACCAGAUGUAGGCAGACUAUGGAAUUAUUUGGUGUUCUGAUGCAGUGCCUUAUCAUGUGAACACACUGUAAUAUACAUUGUGUCCGAUGACCUGGAGUGAGGUCAGUUCAUUCCACAGGAAUUCAAUCUAGAAUCUAUACUGCAGAUUGUGGUGACAAUAUAAGUCAGCUGGUCAGAUACAAACCAAGUCCGACUUUCAAUAAUCCCCUUACCUGUUUUACAUUUCACAUCUCUUGUGAAGUAUGUAGCAUUUUAAAUAAUUUUUGAGCGGUGGAACUUUAUCCGUGAUCAUUCUAUUCUGUCUCUCAUCAGGACAGGCUGCUCAAAUGCCAGAAUCAAACAGGUCAGCCCUGCUGCUAGAUCAUGUCAUGGGAAAUGCCACAAUCUAGCCAGUUUACAUGUGAACCUAUCCCCUUUCUCAUUUUGUUUUGAUCAAACAAAAUUCCAAUUGAAAGUUUUUUUUCUCAUUAUCAUGGGAUGAUUUUAUGACUUGUCAGUGAUUCUUGCCUUCAGAAAUGAUUACAUUAUUUGCUUGUGGCUGGUUUCAAGUUCAUGAAAAAGUCAUCCUGUGCUGCUUGCUCAUCGGUAAUUGAGAAGGCAGUACAGUUCACAUUAAUGCCUCAGACCAGGGAGGGAUGAGUCGCCCAUUAUCCCUACUCGUGGUCCUUAUUAUAUAUGUGUGUGUAUUAUGUAUGUGUCUAUACCAUGUGAGAAGAAAGGAUUAGAUUUUAAUUGAGAUAUAUGUAUGGAGUGGAAAGAUCAUGGGAGCACUGGCCAGUACAGCACUCCUUCAGUACUGCAGUGUCAGCUGAGAUGAAACUCUGGAGUUUGGACUCUAAAAUUCUGAAACCUACAAUCUUAUGAGCUCAGUGGAUAAUACAGUCAGCGCUAUAUGCAAAGACUGACACAUUGUCAAAGCAGUGCGUACUAGCUUUUUCUCAACUCUCUUAUUCAUGUCUGCACUUUGGACAAUUUUAUAGAAUCAGUGAGAUAGCAGUGAGUGUUGCACCUCUUUCAGAGUAAAUCGGCUUUCCAAAAAAUCAGUGAACCCCCCCUGCAUCGUUCAAACCUGAUGCUGUUGGAGGCUGGUUGACCAGAAUAUUAUUCAGGCUCCAAGUGUUACAUUGAAGAAAGAUUACAUAAUCCAGUCUUGAGUUUUUUUGGAAUGUUAAAGGUUAAUUGAUAAUGUUAUUGAGGAUUUUAGAGUUUUGAAAGGAAUUAAUAAAUAGAUAGAGAUUUGUAGAAUUUUCUAUGGCAAGGGGAUCUAACCUAAAAUUAACCCAGGCCAUUCAGAAGGGAAACUGGGAAACACUUCUUCGCACAGAGAGGUACAAAUGUGGAAUACUGUUUCUCAAAAAAAACCCAGUAGAUUUUAGCUCAAUUCAUAAUUUUAAAUCUGAGAUUAGUGUGAUUUUUGCCUAGGAGAGAGUAGAAAAGGCAAGAUUGUCAUUCAUUACCCAUUCUCAGUUAUCUUAAAGAGGUAAUGGUGUGGCUUUUUCUUGAACUGUGUCAUUCUGCAUGAUGAAGAUGCUUCUUCACUGCUCUUGGCAUGAGAGUUAAACAAAUCUUCAUCCAUCAGGGAACAGUAGCCAGAGAUUUUCUACUUCUAACAUCUAUUUUUUUCCAUCUGUAGCCAUUAUUUCCUAGGAUGCAAUGUAACUACCAUUUGUUUCUGAGAAUGCGUAUUUCAGCAUCUCCUUUCAUGUUUACACUGUAGCCUUAUGGGUCAGUAUUCCAACUGGGCAUUAUAUGUUCAGACCAGAGAUUCCGCGCUGUACCCCUGGAGUGAGCUGAGUUAGUGACAUCAGUUGAAGCAAUAACAGAGCUGCUACACUGGGACUAGGCAGUUUCACAGAAUAACGGCAAAUGAGGCCAUUCAGUCCAUUGUAUCUACAUUGACCCAGAUGGUGAAGUAUAUUGGAAAAGUCUAUGAAAUACUUAAAAGCUAACAAAAUUUUAGGAAUGUUAUAAAAGUUAAAUAUUGCAAAUGAUCAAAAUCUGAAAAUACUGGAAGAACUGGAAAAGCCAGGUGGCUUGAAAGGCAAUCAGUCAGGAAUGUUAAUUGUUUUUCUCCAUCUGUAAAUACUGCUUAACCUGUUGCAUAUUUUCUAUUUCCACUUCCUUUCAAGUGUAGUGCUUAAUGUGCUCCCAGUUUAGUCAGGCCCCAAAAUGUGAAUAUUUCUGUCAGGGCCUUUAAUUCGGUUCUGGGUUCUGCAAGAUGGAUACAGAUUUGGAACUAGAUGAGGGAAAUAUGUUGAUCACUUUUAAUCUUUGAGUGAAUGAAUGUACCCUGAAUGGUCAAUGUGUUGGAGCAGGAUGAAAAUAGUCUUAAGUUUGUAUUUUUCUAUUUCAUAUAUAUUUUUGUAACAUUGUUUUUGUAAAGAUGCCUGUUAAUGCAUUAUGAUUCCUCAGUGAUGAGUGCAUUUACAGUUUAAUGUCAAACAGAAGCAAAUUGUAAAUGGAGAAGCCACAAUAAAUAUUUG
Molecule: messenger RNA, 3816 nt
Organism: Hemiscyllium ocellatum (epaulette shark)
Lineage: Eukaryota; Metazoa; Chordata; Chondrichthyes; Orectolobiformes; Hemiscylliidae
Product: magnesium transporter NIPA2-like
Exons: 6
Coding region: 73-1284 (403 amino acids)
Biological process (GO): magnesium ion transport
Cellular component (GO): membrane
Molecular function (GO): magnesium ion transmembrane transporter activity
Source: RefSeq, a predicted model, not a curated record